GCAUCUCCAUUCCCCAUCCUCCAUUCUUUCUCCAUCUCUUACCUUUUCUCCUCUAAACCCAAUAACAUUCUCCCCUUGUUUUUAGAUUGUUGUGGUUAGUAGAUCUAGGUUCAAAGAUGAUUCAAGAACUCUUGGGAGCUACUGGUCUUAUCAAUGGAGGACUAGAUCAUCACAGGCACAAGAUAUCCUUUAAUCCUACCAUUUUAGAAGCCGCUCUUUCCCCUUCUUCUUCUCCUUCUCCCUCUUCUUCUUCUUCUUCUUCUUCUUCUUCUUCUUCCUCUGGAGCUACAACAACAGUUACCACUGUAAAUAAUAGUUGCAGUACUACUACUACUUCUGUUACUACUAAUUCUAAUUCCACAACCUCCGAAAACCAAAACUUGAGGUGCCCCAGAUGUGAUUCUUCAAACACCAAGUUCUGCUACUACAACAACUAUAAUCUCACUCAGCCUCGCCAUUUCUGCAAAACUUGUCGUCGUUACUGGACUAAAGGAGGCGCCUUGAGAAAUGUUCCCAUUGGAGGUGGAUGCAGGAAGAACAAGAACACCACUUUAUCAACUUCCAUUACAAAAUCAAAUGCAGCUGCCAAGUUAAAAUCCGUGGUUUCUGAGAUUGGAAGAUCAGGCGGUCUUGCAAAUGGGUUCGAUCACGAUCAGCUUCCAUCAACUCCUUUUCUAUGGACCGCCUCACCACACAAUUCCCAUCUUCUAGCCUUGCUUAGACAACCUCAAAACCCUAAUACUACUACAUUAUUAUCCAACCAAGUUAGCAGUGUGAAGGAGGAGGUGGGUUUUAUUGGAUCACAUUCACCCAUGAUAAGUACUGAACCAGCUGCUGCUGUGCUAAGUUCUCGAGCCUUGGGUGUUGACCCACUUAGCCAGGUUCCUUCUCUAGGUCUUUCCAGCUCCUUGUGGAAGAACCCUAGUCAAAAUCAGACCCAACAAAACGGGUUUUUAUCUGGGGAAGAACAGACCAGUAGUGGGAUUCAAGAACUGUAUCAGAGGCUCAGAUCAUCAGCAAGUACUUACUACAACGAUAAUUCAGCAGCGGUUCAUCUCAGCAAUAUGGCUUGUUCUUCAUCUUCAACUUCGUCUUCUUCAUCAUCAUACACAUUGGAGUCAGCUCCAAUGGCUCCAACUGAACUGGGUUACACCUGGAACAAUCCUGCCUUUUCUUGGGCUGAUCUUUCAACAACUAAUGGUGCAUAUCCAUUAUAGGAGGAGCCUUCAAUUUGCCUUUUUCCACUUUAUUCUAGUAUGAUUUUAGUAUUUCAUUACGUUCAUAUGCUAAUCUUGAGUUUUUUUUUUUUUUUAGAAUUUUUUUUUUUUUGACAUUUCCAUUGUGGGUAUGUAGGGGUCUGGUAUAUGAACAUGGCUGUAGGUUAAUUCAAGUUUUCUAUUUUUUUUUUUUUUUUUUUUUUUGUUUUUCUAAUGUGUGAUUUAAGGUGUGUUACCUAAAGAUAAUGUAUCAAAGGUCCGAGAUUAGUUGGUGAA
Carica papaya (papaya) is the source of this 1493-nucleotide messenger RNA. RefSeq lists its product as uncharacterized. NCBI's taxonomy places the organism in Eukaryota, Viridiplantae, Streptophyta, Magnoliopsida, Brassicales, Caricaceae. Gene Ontology annotation, biological process: regulation of DNA-templated transcription. The record is from RefSeq and is a predicted model, not a curated record. Gene Ontology annotation, molecular function: DNA binding; DNA-binding transcription factor activity.